Zychaea mexicana is the source of this 2250-nucleotide messenger RNA. RefSeq lists its product as uncharacterized. Gene Ontology annotation, biological process: regulation of DNA-templated transcription. NCBI's taxonomy places the organism in Eukaryota, Fungi, Mucoromycota, Mucoromycetes, Mucorales, Lichtheimiaceae. The transcript has 3 exons. Bases 196 to 1854 code for a protein of 552 amino acids. Gene Ontology annotation, molecular function: DNA-binding transcription factor activity. The record is from RefSeq and is a predicted model, not a curated record.
UCCUCCCCUUCAUACUCCUCCUUCUUUUUCCUCUUAACGACUAUCUCUUUUCAUUCAUACACACGUCAAAAGCACAUACCAAGAUUAAAUGGAUUUUUCAAACAUUUUUCAGGCUUCUAUUCAAGCCAAUCUCGAUGAGAAUGCAAUGUUGAAUGGUGCAACAGCCAUUCUGAUGACGAUAUUGCCAGGUUUCUGAUGGAGGCCGAAGCGUUCCUGUUGAACGAGAAUGCACCAGGCACAAGAGCAGGCGGAACAGUACAGAAUACCGCUACCACGCAGACCAUGUCAACACCACCAAUGUCCGCGUUUGAAAUACGGCACUUUAGUGCAGCUCCACCUGUGCCGAUUCCAAUAGAGAGCAACAACAAGGAUCAGCAAACCAUGCCAAUAAACUCGACGAUAUCCGUUUUCCAAGCCAACGAAAACCAUAUUUCAAUGGUACCAACAGCAUUAUCGACGCCAAGCUCCGCUUCCAGCGGCAGCAGUGGAUCCAGAACCACAGCCGCACAACGAAGGCAGGCCAACCGCAUGCGAGAGCCAAUCUUUGUUACGGAAGCACCACAGAACGCAUACAAGAAAAAGAAAUCUCGGUCAGCGUCGUCUGACGAUGACGACUCGGAUGAAGACGCAGCACAGCUCAAGAAACUCACAUCCAAGCAGCGUCGACAGAUGCGUAACAAGAUCUCUGCACGCAACUUCCGUGUUCGCCGAAAAGAAUACAUUGAGCAACUGGAGGCGCAGGUUGAGCGUCAAGACAAGGAACUUUUAGAGCUACGAACCACCAAUAGCAAACUGGAGAAAGCCAAUCAAGAACUGUUCCAAGAAUUGCAAUACUGGCGCACGAUGAUCCCCACACCUCCGGGCACCACUUCAUCAUCGAACAACAGCACCUCAGACAAUGCGACCUCGUCGCCCGAAGUGUUUCCCAUCCUGGACCUGGAACAGUUUAGCUUGUUCGAUUUCAGUGGCAAUACCCAUCUGGCUCACGCUGCCAUUCCAGACUUUGACUUUACACAGAUCUUGCAAGACAAGAAGUUGAUUGAAGAUGGCAGUGGCGAUGUGCCAGAAGACCACGAGCGGGACGGUGAAGGCAACAUUGUUCUGAAACCUUCGGAGUUGAUUAAGGUUUAUCCGUUGUUUGUGCCUGCGCUGAUGUCCAUGAUUGUUCGCCACACAUUCACGCUUCACUAUGCCGCAUACUUCAACAGCAUCUUGGACUUGCCGGUUCCUGUUGGUGGUGGUGCCAACAAGAUGCUCGAUCUGCUCGGUCAGCAGGAAUGGAUGCAGGCGUUCACGGCAGCUUCAGCAUCGGCUGUGAUCACUGCCUCGGGCAACCGUCGCCGUGGUAGCGACAGUGAAGGUGAAAGCGACAAGAUUUCGCUCAAGACCAUCAAGAUUGAUGGCGGACAAGAAGAAGGGGCAGAGUUGACUGAAGAAGAGGAGCGCGGUAAGGUCGAGGCAUUUAUGCGACAACACUACAUCCAUUAUACGUUCUGGCGCAUGUGCGGCUUAUCACACGAACAAGUGUAUCAACGGUUCUUGGGUUGCUACCGUUCUCAUCAUUCUUGUGCUCAAAAGUUCGAAAAGAAGACCAGCAAGAACAGCUUGCAGCGUCAAGCCUCAACACUGUCCGCUUUUCUGUCCGUUAGCAACACGGUCUUGCACCAUCCUGAACGAUUGCCCUUGAUUGCCUCUGUUUUGAAGCACAACAGCCUCACAAAGAUUAACAUGACACAGCAGAGGGCUGUCUUGGGUCUUCCGUCACCAUCCUCAUCUCCAACUGGCUCCUCUUCUCGCAAGAGGACUGGUUUCCCCAUGCUUAGAACUAUUAAGCUCGGUGGCCGCAAAGACUAAGCGUUUCCUCUUCCUUUACUCGCACAUGUACAACCCUUCAAUGCUAAAACUCAUAUCCUCAUUACUACAUCUUCAAGCCCGCUAUCCAAAAGGCGCCAUGCAUCCCUCAUACGUACACAACAGCCACCUCCUCUUUUUUCUUAUCGAUAUUCUUGUUUGAUUCAUCUUUUUCCUUUAUGUAAAUACGUUUGUCUUGUUCUUUGUCAGAGUCUUUUUCGUUGAAAUCUUUUUAUUCAAAAUAAACAUUUUUACCUGCAGUCCUUCUAAAGAUAGAAGAGCUCUGGAUAUACGGACUUGGUGAUUACAAUUUAUGACUUGGCUUAAUGAUAAGGACUGUUGUCGUCUGAAGGUCGACUCUUCCUGCCCUGAAUUAUGCUUGGCAGGAUCGAUUUGACA